AUGAAACUUGAGAAAUUAUUAGAUGUAUCAACUAUUGAAUUCAUUACAAAUAAACUAGAUCAACAAUCGCUUGAAUAUCCUGAUGAAGAAGGUAAUUUAAGAUUGUUGCGCUGGCCUGUAUAUAUUAAGUCCACAUUAGUUCAUUUUAAUCUUUACGUCGUAUAUAGUAAUCCUUCUAAGUGCAGGCUGUUUGGAGUGAAACCUAUUUUUGAGCAUGAAAUAUCUAAUAUUUUGAUGAAAUCAAUCUUUGGUUAUAUCUCUUCUUUACUUGAAGAUUCCUCUGCUUAUUGGCAUUCUGCUCUUCAGGAUAAUACAAGUAAUACUGAAGACGCAUCCAAUAAUAGUAAUAUUCUUAUUGCCAAUGACUACCUUGCUAAAAAUAAUACCAUCUAUUCUGAAUUGAUUUCAAAAUGCAAUAUUUCUUGGUUAUUGCAUUAUGAAAGUUUAUUCUAA
Molecule: messenger RNA, 453 nt
Organism: Dentiscutata erythropus
Lineage: Eukaryota; Fungi; Glomeromycota; Glomeromycetes; Diversisporales; Gigasporaceae
Source: the annotation of a GenBank genome assembly